AUGCGGAGUCUGUCCGCACUGGAGCUUCCACUUGUUGUAGCGGGGCGGGGUUUCAGUGCUGGGAGUGUCUCUGGCUCUCUGUGGCUGGGAGUGCAGGCGCUGGCGGCUCUGCAGGUCGGCGGGUCCGCGGUGCCGUGGCGAGUGCAGACUCUGCGCCAAGCUGCAGGGGGCUCUGCGCCAAUCUGCAGGAGGCUCAGGCUAGCUGCGGGACGCUCUCACUGUGCCCGCAGGACGUUGGCCACCAUCCCACGAGCCGAGGCGGGGAGCGCAGGAAUGGCGAACACAGAAUCGGGCGAAAACUUCUUUGUGAAAUUUCUCUUGGAGGCAUGCAUCAUCAUUGUUGUUUUAAAGCAGUACUUGUAUAAAACACUUUUGAAUCUUGUCAAAGGAGUCAUCAUCAUCACUAUCGCUGGACUCGGCAUCACGGGUAACGUGUUUGCAUUAGUGAAUUAUACGUACAGCUUCUGGAAAGGCCCUGAGAAGAAUUCUAUACCUCUCGUUCUCUUCCAGUUCAGUUUUGCAAAUAUCAUAAUACUUGUUUUGAACGGAUUGCCCAAGGCAAUGGCAGCAUUUGGUUUAAGAACCUUUCUAAAUGACGUGGGCUGUAAGACCUGUAUUUACCUGUCCAGGGUAGCCUGGAGCUUCUCCAUCCUCACCAGCGGUCUCCUCAUGGUGGUGCAGGCCAUCACCAUCAGACCCGGAGGCUCCCGGUGGUGGAGGCUGAGGCCAAAGUCUCCACGGCCCAUCUUUUCCCUGUUGCUCUUCUUUUGGAUCCUCAGUUCCGGGGUCAGCAUGAACUUACUCUAUUCCAUUACAAGCAGCAUCCCAAACACAUCACAGGUUAGCAAGCAUAACUAUUGUUACUCUCAGCCAGAAAACCAGCAAAUGAGGUGGAUUCUUCUUAUUCUCAUGGUUCUACGUGAUGCAGUGUUUCAGGGUGUCAUGGGCGGGUCCAGUGGCUACAUGGUGUUUCUUUUGCACAAGCACCACCAGUGUGUCCUCUACCUUCUGAAAUCCAAGUGUCUCUACACAACUCCCCAAGAUAAAAGCUGCACAAAGUGUCCUCCUUCUGAUGCUCUGUUUUGCAUUUUUCUACUGGACAGAUUGUGCCUUUUCUCUAUUUUUAAAUUCCUUCAUAGAGAAUGA
This is a messenger RNA of Nannospalax galili (Upper Galilee mountains blind mole rat), 1146 nucleotides long. Its product is annotated as vomeronasal type-1 receptor 3-like. Gene Ontology annotation, cellular component: membrane. Gene Ontology annotation, biological process: G protein-coupled receptor signaling pathway. Gene Ontology annotation, molecular function: pheromone receptor activity. Lineage: Eukaryota; Metazoa; Chordata; Mammalia; Rodentia; Spalacidae. The record is from RefSeq and is a predicted model, not a curated record.